GGUCUGUUUGUUUACGUUAAUUGUCGAUAUCUUUGCAGGAAAGACCGGAAAAUUGUAUAUGCAUUUCCUUCCAAUGUAAAUGCAAAAUAGGAAAUAUUUAAAAUAUUUUGCAUGUUUGUUCGGUAUAAAGCUACCUCAUAAGGUUUUGAUUAAGAUAUGAUGGGGUGCUUGUGUGCAAAAUCAGGAUCACCCAAAAUAAAAAUAACAGACAGUAAAAAGGGAGAAAAAAGCUAUUCAUGGGAUAAUAAAAAGGAUGUGAAUCCUAAAGAUUUUACAAUUGAAAAUGCUAAAGAUGAAACUAUUGUCAAGUUGCCUGGUUCUGUGAAGGGCCAGCAGUUCAUAAUACAGAACUGUGAAAACAGCAACAUUUAUAUUUAUGACCAUAUCAAUACAAUUACUGUUGAUGAUUGCAAUGGCUGUAAUGUCUUUAUUGGACCUACGAAAGGAAGUGUUUUCUUAAGAAACUGUUCAGAAUGUCGAUUUUUGAUCGUUUGCCAGCAGUUCCGAGCCAGAGAUUGCAAAAUUGUGGACAUCUUCCUGUGUUGUGCUACACAACCUAUUAUUGAAUCUUGCAAUGAUAUUCGCUUUGGAUGCUUUUGUUAUAAUUAUGCUGCUUUAGAAGAUCAGUUUAAAAAUGCAUGCCUUAGCAUUUUUAAUAAUAAUUGGAGUAAUAUCCAUGAUUUCACACCAGCUGAAGGAGAAAGAAAUUGGAGUCUAUUGCCAAAAGAUGCCAGAAUUGAAGAUUUCUUCCCUCUUCCGUCACAAGAGAAAUUGGGUGAUAUGCAAGUAAUGACGGAUCCUCAGAGCAGUCUUGUUCCCCAGACACAUGGCUGUUUGCAAAGAAUAUCUAUGCAGUAUUGCCUUGUUGUAUUCUUUUCGGAUGGUCAUGCACAAAAUCGAGCUUUGGCACUUAUUAAAGAAUUAGAGCAAACAGAUAACAUUUUACUACGAACAAAAGAAGUUUUGUUAGAAGAAGAUGCUGCAGAGAGAAUUUUCGCCUCCAAUGCUUAUAAUAAGAUAGUCAAAAGAGGUCCUGUUAUAGCUUUAGAAUAUAAUGGAAAAGACUGCAUGAGUGUGUGCUUUGAAACAGCAAAAAAUAUUGCUACUGCAACUGGUUGUACUGGUCUUGUUUAUGUUAGCACAUGUCCCAAAACUGCUAGAAAGCAGAUUGAGAGUUUUUUCAGUCAUGCGGAUAUGCAGUUGUCUAGUCAAUAAAUUUUGUUCAUAUUUUGUUAAAAUUGUGUACAUAUAUGCUUUAGAACAUGUCAUAUAGAACUUAGUUGGCUGUAGCUAGUCUGACCUCAGAAAUGGAACUAGUUAUUUGAUAUUUUUGUGACUGAUGCUUAUGACAUGUAAAUCUAAUUAUAAAUUUAUUUUAUUUUUUAUAAGAUAAGAAUCAAGCAAUGCACUAUAAACAGGUUUUUUACCAAUGCAGUGUUAAGAUUUCAAUUUCUUAAAUUCCAAUGUAUAAUUUUAACUGAUAAUGUAUAUUAUUGCAAUAUGGAAUAAUAUCUAAUGAAAGAGAUAAAUUUUAUGGAUAUAUUCUUAAAUAUAUUUUAGUAAACUUAAUUAAAAAUAUUUCUAGGUAAUAAAUCCAGUUUUAUCCUACCUGCAUAAUGCAGUUUUUCUACUAUCUUAAAGUUUUUAUAGCUUUUCAUUAUUAAAUAAAAAUAUAUACGUAAAGGUUAAUGUAAAACAUACAGGUGGUUGCUAUAUUUUGAAUUUAAUAUUAUCUUUGAAAUGUAAAUAAAAUUUUUAUAAAUUAGUAUUAAUCUAUUUUUAUUUUAUUCUCACCAGGGCUGCUUUUAAAAAUGGGAUCAGCAUAGCUAACAGUUUUUAUUAGAGUAAAGAUGAAAAAAAGGAAUAAAAAAUAUUUUCCAUAUAGCAGUUAUUGUUCCUUAUGAAAUUUCACAACAAAGUUCAUAUGUCCUCUUUUAUUUAAAUGGAGCUUAGAAACCUGCUGUUAAUGGGCUGAGCCAAAAGGACAAGACGGCUCAGAGCUGUUCUUGUGUCAGACAGACCAUAAGUGGCACGAUUAGAACUAAGAGGAAUCACAAUGAGUCCAAGUCAUUUGGUGAUGGUUCACAAAAGAGCUCUGAGUAGAGUUUACUUUUUUGGUCCAGUAAACUACCAUGAAGGUUGUUGGCUCUGUUUAAAUAACAGGGGAUAAUAAAUAAUAAUAAUAAGGAAAUAGUGAAUAUUUUUAUUGUUCCAUAGAUUUAGAUUUUAUAAAACUUUUAAAUUUUUCUUUAUUAGAACUGUAGCAUUAGUUAAUAAUUAAAAGUAGAA
Messenger RNA from Stegodyphus dumicola, 2289 nucleotides. Its product is annotated as protein XRP2-like. Gene Ontology annotation, biological process: post-Golgi vesicle-mediated transport. Lineage: Eukaryota; Metazoa; Arthropoda; Arachnida; Araneae; Eresidae. The record is from RefSeq and is a predicted model, not a curated record. Gene Ontology annotation, cellular component: cilium; periciliary membrane compartment. Gene Ontology annotation, molecular function: GTPase activator activity.